Messenger RNA from Babesia bigemina, 489 nucleotides. RefSeq lists its product as hypothetical. Lineage: Eukaryota; Apicomplexa; Aconoidasida; Piroplasmida; Babesiidae. Bases 1 to 489 code for a protein of 162 amino acids. The transcript is spliced from 7 exons. The record is from RefSeq and is a predicted model, not a curated record.
AUGGCCGCGGUCCACCUCCUCCUGUGUGUUCUCUUGAUCCAUUCGAAGUGCGAGUCGGGCGUCGGCCAGUUUAAUGCUCAGUGUGCAGGUAGCACAUUGGUCAUCUUUGGAUGCUUGCAAUCGCUUUCAGUGGCCCUUGGCGGGCCCGUUCGCGUCAUGCACGCUCUGCUCCACCGUAACACGUCGCUCUUUAGACAAGGCACUGCGGCUGCUGGCAUCGCAACGCUGGUGAUGCCCUUGCGAGGUGAGCGCGGCUCUGGCUUGUGGUUUUUCGUAUGCCUGGGAGCUCCAGCCUGCAGGGAGCAUUCCCGCACCCUCUAUCUUGCGACAGUUACCGCAACGUGCAUCGACAGCUGUCUGGCGUGCGGUAUGUUCUGGGCGCUUGCGCGCGGCCGCGACUUCGCAGCGGUGCCGUCACCGUUGAAAAAGGAAUCCGCCGCAAAUGGGCAAAACACUACGCAUAAGGGCUCUGCUGCGACCACCCAGUAA